This is a messenger RNA of Eupeodes corollae, 1247 nucleotides long. It is a transcript of the gene HSPBAP1, whose product is annotated as HSPB1-associated protein 1. The coding region runs from base 56 to 1225 and encodes 389 amino acids. Lineage: Eukaryota; Metazoa; Arthropoda; Insecta; Diptera; Syrphidae. Gene Ontology annotation, molecular function: 2-oxoglutarate-dependent dioxygenase activity. The transcript is spliced from 5 exons. The record is from RefSeq and is a predicted model, not a curated record.
UAUAGCGCAAUGUAUACAAAAAGGACAAUAAAUGCUUAGGCGCUAAAACUAUUAAAUGGAUCAACUUGAAAAAUCGGUUAUAUUUCGUGAUAUAAUUUUAAAUACUAGAAAACCUUUAGUUUUUCAAAAAUUCUCUACAAAUUGGAAAUGUUUUGAUUGUUCACUUGAAGAGUGGUGUACGAGAUUUGAUGCAUCUCUGGGAAAAGGAAGCAAAUCCAAAUUCGAACAAAUGCCAAAGAGAUUUGGUGAUAUUCCCCAAUGGGAACGUUACAGGUCGGGAUUAGGCACCACAUUAACAGAAUUUCUUCAAAAGUACUCCAAAUGCAAGAUAAAUUGGACGUCGCUUUACUACGAACCAAACACCAACAUUCCAAUUGAAUGCCGACAUGAUGUUGACUUUGGAUGCUUUGGUAUAAAGAAUGGAAAGAGUGAUUACUCCUUUUGGCUGGGUUCAGAAGGAGCCAAUACUCCAUGUCAUUAUGACACCUAUGGAUGUAACAUUGUCGUCCAAGUCUACGGGAGAAAACAGUGGCUGUUAUUUCCCCCAGAGACCAACUUAACAUCAGUGCGAGUACCGUAUGAAGAGAGUAGCGUUUACUGUUCUGAAAACUUUUUUUCACCAAAGAACUUGGAUCAAUUCAAUGUUGCCCGGGAAAAUGCAUUCGAAUGUAUUCUAGAACCAGGCGAUGUACUUAUUGUACCCAGAAAUUGGUGGCACUAUGUGGAGAGUCUGACAACAUCCUUGAGCGUUAAUACUUGGAUUCCUUUGAAGAUGGAUGUAGAUGCGCAGAUAGAGGAAUGUAUUGUUAAAUAUAUUAUCGAAAACAUUUUGAGCCAGGAAUCUGAUGAAAAGAAGCGCUAUAUUCUCAAUCCAAAUCAGUUACAAUUAAUUGCACCCCGUGAAGAGCUUUUUGAAAUUCUGCGCAUAUUGGUGCAAAAUAAGACAAACGAUUCCCAAACUGAUGAAAAGUAUUCGUAUCAUUAUCUAUCGGAAGAAGCGGUAAAAGAUCUUAUCAAAAGCAGUCACGCUAAUAUUCGUGUCCUGAAAAACCUGGCUCCCGAGGAUUUCGAUAGCCUUAUGCGUGAACGAACAAAGCGAUUCAUAGAUAUGGAGAUUCCAGACAAGUGCAACAUUAAUGCAGUCAAGGAAACAUUAUUAAAUGCUAUUUGUCAUCCAAGUUCAAUAACUACAAUAAAAAACGAAUUUUUGAAACAAAUAAAAUGAAAAAUAAAAAAAUGAUAUUUUC